Messenger RNA from Mustela erminea (ermine), 1035 nucleotides. Its product is annotated as zinc finger protein 525-like. Gene Ontology annotation, biological process: regulation of transcription by RNA polymerase II. The record is from RefSeq and is a predicted model, not a curated record. Lineage: Eukaryota; Metazoa; Chordata; Mammalia; Carnivora; Mustelidae. The transcript has a single exon. Gene Ontology annotation, molecular function: DNA-binding transcription activator activity, RNA polymerase II-specific; RNA polymerase II cis-regulatory region sequence-specific DNA binding. Gene Ontology annotation, cellular component: nucleus.
AUGCAUACUGGAGAGAAAAUAUGCAAAAUAUGUAAAUGCAAGGAAUGUGGUAAACCUUUUAAGGACCCUUCAUCAGUAAAGGGACAUAAGCCAAUCCAUACUGGAGUGAAACAGUACAAAUGGGCAAAAGGUGUGAAAGCAUCUACAUUGCCCUCCACCCUUCCUGGAAGUCACCAAACCCAUACUGGAGAGAAACGUUACCAAUGUGAAGUAUGUGGCAAGACCUUUAAGUGGCAUUGCGACCUUACUCAGCAUCACCGAACUCCUACUGGAGAGAAACCUUACCAAUGUCAAGUAUGCGGCAAGGCCUCUAAGUGGAGUUCAGACGUUACUCGGCAUCACCGAGUUCAUACUGGAGAGAAAUCUUACAAUUCUCAAGAAUGUGGCAAGGCCUUUCACCAGAGCUCAGGGCUUAGCCAACAUCACAGAAUUCAUACUGGAAAGAAACCUUACAAUUGUCAGGAAUGUGGCAAGGCCUUAAUGUGGCCUUCCGAGCUUACUCAGCAUCACCGAGUUCAUACUGGAGAGAAACCUUACCAAUGUCAAGAAUGUGACAAGGCCUUUAAGCAGAGCUCAGGGCUUCUUCAACAUCACCGAGUUCAUACUGGAGAGAAGCCUUACAAAUGUAAACAGUGUGGCAAGGCCUUUAAGAUGCCCUCAGAUAUUAUUAAACAUCACCGAAUUCACACUGGAGAAAAAUCUUACAAAUGUAACGACUGUGGCAAGGCCUUUUUGUGGGUCACAUCCCUUACUAAACAUCACCGAAUUCACCCUGGAGAGAAGCCUUACCAAUGUAACAAAUGUGACAAGGCCUUUCAUGACAGCUCAAGACUUACUGCACAUCACUGAAUUCAUACUGGAGAGAAACCUUAUGAAUGUGAAGAAUGUGGCAAGACCUUUAUGUGGCCCUCAAACCUUACUCGACAUCGCCAAAUUCAUAAGUGGAGAGUAAUCUACAGACAUAAUGUAUGUGUGAAAACAUCUAUGGCCUUUUCUUCAUUUACUUCAUGGCAGAGAUUUUAUAUAGGAGAGUAA